AUGGAUAAUUCGGUCAAAUUAAUUAUACAUAGAGGCAAAACUGUUUAUGACAAUGUUAUUAUUACACCUUUUUCUGUUAUUAAAUACGAAAAAAAGGUAAAAGAAACGAGAAAUACAAAUCAAAUAAAUGUUAACAUAAGCACAGUCAAUGAAAAUAAUGUAAAACAAAUAAAUCAAAUUUGUGUAAAUAAGAAAGGAUAUAAUGCCUAUCUUUUGUCAGCAUAUAUUGUAACAUUAAUAAGGUCACAAACAUAUCGAAGAGCUGCACUUAAAAAAUUGUUACAGUAUUUAACAUACAAAUCAUCAGAUGAAAGAAAUUUAGAAAUAAUCUUAAUGAAAUUACGAACACCAAAAAAACAGUUUCUAGAUUAUAAAUGGAAUGAAAGGAUAAUAAAGAUAGUAAUGGAAAGGAGAGAAGCUGAUCAUGCUAUGUCUUGGUUAUCUACUUUAGGUGGAGCAUUUUCUGCUUUAGGAGAAGAAUUUUAUCAUUGUGCUGAAAAGGCAGGACAAAUUUCUGUAAAGCAAUUUCAAUUAGCACUUUGUCUUGGAGAUCCUCUUUUGGUCGCCCGUUGUAAACUAUAUGCUGCUUUAAGUUUAAUUCAGCAAGACCAGUUUAAAAUACCAAGAAAAAUAAUAAGGAAUAUUUAUAAAUUUUCCAUUGAUCACAAUGAUAUUCGCUUACAAAACAUGUGUCAAGGUAUAUGGGCUAAACUUAAGUAUUGUUGCAAAACACAAAAAGAACGACAUAAAACUGUUUAG
Habropoda laboriosa is the source of this 759-nucleotide messenger RNA. RefSeq lists its product as uncharacterized. Lineage: Eukaryota; Metazoa; Arthropoda; Insecta; Hymenoptera; Apidae. The transcript has 3 exons. The record is from RefSeq and is a predicted model, not a curated record. The coding region runs from base 1 to 759 and encodes 252 amino acids.